This is a messenger RNA of Dioszegia hungarica, 2352 nucleotides long. RefSeq lists its product as uncharacterized. Gene Ontology annotation, molecular function: protein binding. The transcript has 7 exons. Gene Ontology annotation, biological process: cell division. Bases 1 to 2352 code for a protein of 783 amino acids. Lineage: Eukaryota; Fungi; Basidiomycota; Tremellomycetes; Tremellales; Bulleribasidiaceae. The record is from RefSeq and is a predicted model, not a curated record.
AUGCCUCUCCCCUCCCCGCAACACCUCAACCACCGCCUUCGUACCCUCACGCUCACCUCUCCUACUCCCUCCGCCAUCUUCUAUGCCCGGAUAUGGCUCGCCCUCUCCCCUGCCACCCAGACAGACCAUGAAGCCCUACACGUCCUCGCGCUCGCGUUCCUCGGCGCCGAACAGCCCUACUCCGCGCUCCACCUAGUCCGGGAUCUGGCGGAUGACGAGGGUCGACUGAAAGCGGGAUGUGGAGCGCGCGGGAUCAUCGUGGCGAGAUGCUGCGAGGCGGUAGGGAGAGUAGGGGAGGGAGCGGCUGUCUUGGAACGGGCGUUGAAGCGGGGCGGAGGGUAUAAUCUCCCGAGUCUAGCGGGGUCUGAAGGUGUCAGCAAUAAUCUGAUGCUCGCGCGGUUGAGUCAGAAGGGGAAGAGCAUCCAGACGGCUACGGAGUACUACCAGAAGGCGCUCAGGGAGGAUCCAUGGCUCUGGGAGGCCUUUACCGGCCUAUGCGACAUAGGAAGCCCACCAUCUUCGGAAUCACUCUUCCCUGAUCCUCCUGCCCCCUCGUCCUCCCGCCCCGCCUCGACCCGCGCAUCGAGACCACCAACGCUUUCGCCUAACCCGAUGCCCCGGAGCUCGACGUCGGAAAUGCCCUUUCUGCCCAAACGAGCAGGGAUGAGUCCGCUCGGUCCAGGCUCGGUACAGGGACAGGGAUCCUUCACGCCUGAUGUGGCGGCCCCAUACGGCGGUCGGAUGGGAAUGGGCGCUGGAGGGGGAUCAUCCUGGGAUACGCCGUCAGUCAUGGGCGAUACGACCUUCCCUUCUAUACCUGAACAUCAUCUCCCCCUCCCUCUCCCACUCCCCAACCCACCCCGUAAACCCCUGCCGGGGCUCAUGACCGCCAUCUCAUCCGCCUCUUCUCUCCUCCCCCACUCCCUCCGACCACCAUACGGCUCCUCCACCCAAACACCCGUCAACACCGAUCCAGCCACCCAGCUCAAGCCGCCGGGAAUGAAGCGUCCCCGUGGACAGACCUCGCGGCUCCCCACUACCUCCCAUGAAACACCAUAUCAACCCAUCCGGUCGGGGACAGCAGGGUCCGAAGCGGAUCUCCGGCGGCAUCAGCGCGAUCUGAAAAGCAUCGAGCCGAACCAUGAUGCCGACGCGCCCGUGCGCCGGUCUUCUCGCUUAAAGACAACUACCAUCCCAUCCAAACAUCACGCCAAGCUCCCUAAAGACGCGGCGGGGCGUGAGAAGGCCAGAACGACCCGGUCUCGGUCCGCCACUUCCUCCGCCUCGGGCGCAACCGAGCAUCUCACCUCCCCACCUACCUCCCAAGACUCGGCGGCCCAGCUCCAAGCGGACGAAUGGCUACGGGAUAUCGUGCGUCGGUGUGCGCGCGCAUACCGCUUUCUCAGCUUGUACAAGUGCCAAGAGGCCAUUCGAGAGAUUGACACUCUUCCGCCCGCCCUACAGAACUCGGCAUUCGCUCUCACCAUCUACGCGCGGGCGUCAUACGAACUAGCCAACUACGUUCCGGCUCUACGGGCAUUCACGUCCCUCCACGCCCUGGAACCGUAUAAUGUCGAAAGCGCCCACCUCCAUUCGACGCUCUUGUGGCACCUCGGCGACUCUCCUGCAUUGUCCACACUGGCGCAGGAACUCGUGGCGAUCAACCGGGAAAAGCCAGAACCGUGGAUCGCAGCGGGCAACUGCUUCUCGUUAGAGAAGGACCACGAUGAGGCGAUGAGGUGCUUUAGGCGCGCGACGCAGGUGGAUCCGGGAUGCGCGUAUGCGUGGACCCUGUGUGGGUACGAGGCGGUCGAGAUGGAGGAGUAUGAGCGUGCGGUCGGGUUCUAUCGGAGUGCGAUAAGGGCCGACCAGAGGCAUUACAAUGCGUACGGGAUGGGGUCGGUAUACCUGAAAAUGGGCAAAGUCAAGCAUGCGGAACAUCAUUAUCGCCGAGCGGCCGAGAUCAAUCCUACGAAUGCGAUUCUGCUUAGCUGUAUUGGGAUGGUGCUCGAACAGCAAGGCGACAACGCGCAAGCACUAUCGUAUUACGAACAAGCAUGUCGUUUCGCCCCGGACAGCCCUAUGGUCGCCUUCAAGCGAGUCAGGGUACUUGUCGCGCUGAAUCAAAUAGCGGACGCCAUCACCCUCCUCGAACCCCUCUCCCGGACCGCACCCGACGAAGCCCAAGUCCAGUUCCUCCUCGGGAAAUGCUAUCUCCGUACGAACCGCCGCGCCGAGGCGAUGGUGGCGCUCACGAACGCGCGCGAGCUGCAGCCCAAGUUGGAGGGUGCGGUGCGUGCGACGGUGGCUGCGAAUGGCGAGGAGAUGGAUGAGGAGGAUGAGGAGGAGUAG